AUGCAGGAUGGACAGGAUGGACAGGAUGAACAGGAUGGACAUGGUGGACAUGUGGACAUGGUGGACAGGAUGGACAUGGUGGACAGGAUGGACAGGAUGGACAGGAUGGGCAUGGUGGACAUGGUGGACAGGAUGGACAGGAUGGACAUGGUGGACAGUAUGGACAGGAUGGACAUAUUGGACAGGAUGGACAUGGUGGACAUGGUGGACAGGAUGGACAUGGUGGACAUCGUGGACAGGAUUGACAGGAUGGACAGGAUGGACAUGGUGGACAUGGUGGACAUGACGCGGCUGACCGACCAGAGCAUUAACAAAGAAAACCUCAGGUAUACGGACCAAACGCGAGCUGACCGAGGUAUUCAGACAAAAACGGCGCCGUCUCCGACAGGAUCUUCCGACGGACAUACAACAAGAUGCAAUGACGAUCCAAAGGAUGGAAAAAGUAACGACAAGGUUAAACAAAUCAAUUUCGAGGAUUCCCACUUUCAUAAAGACAACGACACAGUUGCUAAAACACUCGAGAAAAACAUUCGAGUAUUAUGUUGGGUCAUGACAAGUCCACAGAAUUUAGAGGACAAAGCCAUUCACGUGAAACGCACGUGGGCCAAACGGUGUAGCGUUUUAGUGUUUAUAAGUUCUACUACAAAUACAAGCUUCCCAACAAUCGGACUCAACGUGUCAGAAGGCCGGGAAUAUCUUACUGCAAAAACAAUGGGAGCCUUUAGGUACGUUUAUGACAAACACUUGAAUGACGCCGAUUGGUUUGUUAAAGCAGACGAUGAUACAUAUAUGAUCUUAGAAAACCUUCGUUAUUUCCUACAGUCCUACUCAAAGGACGACCCUGUAUAUUUCGGACACCACUUUAAGACUAUAGUAAAACAAGGGUACUACAGUGGAGGGGCGGGGUAUGUCCUAAGUAAGGAAGCGCUCCGGCGACUCAAUGAAAAUGGCAAGGACCCUAAAAUGUGUCGCCAAGAUGGCGGCGCGGAGGACGUCGAAUUCGGGAAGUGUAUGGAAAAUUUAGGUGUUAAAACCGCAAAUUCUACAGACGCUUUAGGACGAAGUAGAUUCCAUUGUUUCGAUCCGGAAACACAUUUAUUUGGAGACUAUCCAGAUUGGUACAAUAAGUACGAUGCUAAUGGGGCUAAGCAGGGUCCAGAGAGUAUCAGUGAUUACGGUACAGAGAGUAUCAGUGAAUAUGCCAUCUCGUUCCACUACGUACCACCUAAGAAGAUGUACGCAUUGGAGUUUUAUAUCUAUCAUCUACGUCUUUAUGGGAUUGAAUCUGGCCACCAGCAUCUCAACCUACCUACACAUUAA
This is a messenger RNA of Pecten maximus, 1320 nucleotides long. Its product is annotated as glycoprotein-N-acetylgalactosamine 3-beta-galactosyltransferase 1-B-like. Bases 1 to 1320 code for a protein of 439 amino acids. Gene Ontology annotation, cellular component: membrane. Lineage: Eukaryota; Metazoa; Mollusca; Bivalvia; Pectinida; Pectinidae. The transcript has 5 exons. The record is from RefSeq and is a predicted model, not a curated record. Gene Ontology annotation, molecular function: N-acetylgalactosaminide beta-1,3-galactosyltransferase activity.